Anopheles gambiae (African malaria mosquito) is the source of this 2340-nucleotide messenger RNA. RefSeq names its product proton-associated sugar transporter A. The record is from RefSeq and is a predicted model, not a curated record. Gene Ontology annotation, molecular function: sucrose:proton symporter activity. NCBI's taxonomy places the organism in Eukaryota, Metazoa, Arthropoda, Insecta, Diptera, Culicidae. The coding region runs from base 450 to 2123 and encodes 557 amino acids. Gene Ontology annotation, biological process: transmembrane transport. Gene Ontology annotation, cellular component: membrane. The transcript is spliced from 6 exons.
GUGUGUGUGUGUGUGACUGUGUGGAAUGUGUGGCGGUAUCCUAUUUCUGCAGGAUCGACGCGUUUUCAACACGAAAAGGUUGUGAGACUCAGAAGGGCAAGGGCAUUUCGGUUGGUUGACAGCAGAUCGCACGCCCCUGCAAUGCAUUCCCAGGUGUCCCUAUUUCCCGGCAACGGGUGACGGUCGGUUUUAUUCCUCUCCAUCGUAACACAUUUUGGACGACAACAAGCCCCUCCUCAAACAAAAACCGUCGGUGCCACUACCAGCACAAGUGCGCUCUAGUGGAAAGUUUGUGAAUUAAAAGUAUAAAAGUGUACAAAGGCUACUGUAUUUAGCGCACAAGUGUGCACUACCCCUAGAUACACAAGUGUGUGGGAAGGUGAUUCAGCUCUAUCGAUCGUCCAUUGGUCUCAUCGUGAUCGUAUAACGUGAUAUUGCUCUACCGAAAGAUGGCUGACACGAUGGAGCAAACAAAACAGACGACCGAUGUCGUCGUGUACACGAACGGAAGUUCGCUACCGAGCGAUAAGGAGAUUAUGGACAGCAUGCUGCAAAUGCGCUUCCAGCAUGCCAAAAAGCAGGACCGCGAUUACUCCCAUCUAUUCAGGAAAAAAUCCCGCCUCGAACUGAUCCGCCUCUCGUCGGUGAUCGUCGGCAUCGAGUUCCUGUACGCGGCCGAGACGGCCUUCGUCACGCCGAUCCUGCUCGGCAUUGGGCUCUCGCACACGUUCAUGACGAUGGUGUGGGCGUUCUCGCCCGUUCUCGGCUUCUUCUUCGCACCGAUGAUUGCGUCCUUCAGCGACACCAUCCGGGUGCAGUGGGGCCGACGCCGGCCGGUCCUGCUAGCGCUCGGACUGGCGAUGAUGACGGGCAUGUGGAUACUGCCGCACGGCAAAACGAUCGGCGUCUUCUUCGGCGAUCCGGACGUACCGGUCGACCAGAUGGAGGGCUUCCGGUGGUCCAUCCCGGUCACGAUCAUCGGGCUUGUGCUGACGGAUUUUGACGCGGAGACGAGCAACGGCAUUGCGCGAGCGUACUUCAUGGACAUGUGUGCACCGGAUGAUCAGUCGCGCGUACUGACGACGGCCAUGUUUAUUGGUGGGCUGGGCGGUACCGCCGGGUACGUGCUCGGGGCGAUCGACUGGAGCCAAACUAACCUCGACAUCCUGGGUAGCAACGAGGCGACCGUGUUUAUGUUCGUGUUCAUCGUGAUGGGCGUAGGGCUGCUCAUCACGCUCACCAGCUAUCGGGAGGUUCCGCUGCCCUUGUUGGAGCGCGAUCCGCUGCUUCGGCCGAUCAACUCGAACGCUUUCGAGGCGGAAAAAUCGCGCCAGCUGGCCGUAUACAGCAUCUCGAAGGACGUGAUUCCGGAACCGAUCAAGCCCGAUCAGGAUGCUGCGGCCGGGAUCGGGGAUGACGACGACGAGAAGCCGCUACGGUUACGUGACUUCGUGCGUAACAUUGUGCACAUGCCGAAAAGUCUGUUCAUCCUCUACUCGACACAGUUCUUCUCGCAGCUCGGCUAUCUCAGCUACUGUCUGUACUUUACCGACUUUGUCGGGUCGGAAGUGUUCGGUGGGGACGUUGCGGGUGCGCCCGGUUCCCCCGAGCUUGCCCUGUACGAGGAGGGCGUCCGGUACGGUUGCUGGGGUAUGGCCGUGUUCGCCGUGUGCAGUGCGUCCUACUCCGCGGUCAUCGAGCGGUUGGUAAAGCGAUUCAGCGCCCGUCCAGUGUACAUGGCAGGGUUGUUGCUGUUCAGCCUCGGCAUGCUGCUGAUGGGGCUGGUCAAGGAGAAGUUUAUGAUCUUCAUCGCCUGCCCGACGGUGGGCAUUAUGUACGCGACAAUGUACUCCCUGCCGUACUUGCUCAUAUCUCAGUAUCACUCCAAAAACUCGUUUGAAGUGAAGGAUGGUAAAUGUGUACCAAACACUACCAAGCGCGGGUUCGGUGCCGACGUUUCCAUGAUGAGCUGCAUGCUUUUCCUCGCCCAGCUCAUCAUCUCGCUCGCGAUCGGCAGUAUUAUCGAUGCAGUCGAAACGAACGUGGUGGUCAUUUUUUCGGCCAGCAUAUUCUCCCUUGUCGCUGCCCUGACAGCGUCACAGAUUGUCUACAUGGGACUGUGAUAGAUAGCGGUUGAGCGGACGUACGGAGCCGGACAGUCUAACGACGAACGGGAAGGAAAAUGUGAUAAAAAAACGUAUUAUUAAAACCUGAUAAUUGAGUAAACGAUUUAUCUCCAUUUGACAUUGUCGGUCAUUUCUGCAACAUGAAGAGAAGAAGUGUUGGUGCGACAAUUGGUGCUUUGGAAAUGGCAAUAAAUAUACCUCACUCGGUUUAUAA